Molecule: messenger RNA, 1098 nt
Organism: Peronospora belbahrii
Lineage: Eukaryota; Oomycota; Peronosporomycetes; Peronosporales; Peronosporaceae
Source: the annotation of a GenBank genome assembly
AUGGUUCAAAACUCACCCCGUGACUUUGACAUUGCCAUAGUUUGUGGCGGGAUUACCGGUGUCACCCUGGCUGUUGGUCUGGUGCGUGCCAAUAUUCCUGUGACGCUAUACGAAUCGGCCAAGGCACUUGGUGAAAUUGGCGCUGGUGUCGCUUUGGCUGCUAACGCUGCUCGUGCACUGGAACUCUUAGCACCCGAUGCCAAGUACGCUUUUGACCGCGUUGGCAGCGACGUGAAUGAUGGGUCGGGUGAUCUCAUCACCAGCGUCCCAACGCCUGCUGGAUCAGCCUACGUGCAUCGUGCCCAUUUCCUUGACGAGAUGAUCAAACUUGUCCCUGAAGGGGUCACUAAAUUUAACAAACGUCUGGAUGACAUUGAAACGCUUCCCGAUGGUAACGUCAAGCUCAAGUUCUUGGAUGGCUCAGAAGCUGUGCAUAGCGCCGUGGUUGGCUGUGAUGGCAUCAAGUCGCGAACGCGCAAAGUGAUCCUCGAUGAGAACGCUCCCGCUUCCGACGCCGUCUUCUCGGGGAAAUACGUCUACCGCGGAUUGAUUCCGAUGGAUAAGGCCGCCGCUCUUCUGGGCGACGAGAUGGCUCGCAACAGUCAGAUGUACUUCGGCUACCACGGCCACAUGGUCACGUUUCCUAUCCAGCACGGCCGUGUCAUGAACGUGGUCGCAUUUGCCAUCAAGGAUGAAUGGAAGGACUGGAACUGGGUCGUGAGCACAACAAAAGAGGAGUUAACCAAGGCCUUCGCGGGGUUCUCGAAGCACAUGCGGCCCACGCCACACAACGGAUCGGGUGCGGCCAUGGCCGUCGAGGACGUCUAUGUUCUGUCGUCGCUAUUGGCUGACGUGAAUCGUGCGUGCGAUCUCGAUGCUGCGUUCAAGGCGUUCGAGAAGGUGCGUUUGUAUCGCGCGCAGAAAGUGGUAACUGCAAGUUAUGAAGCUGGUCAGCUAUACGACUUUGAACUGCCUGGCUGCAAGGACGACGUGGAAAGGAUUGCAGAAAACCUGCAGCAGCGUAUGCACUGGAUCUGGGAAGAGGACUUGGAACAGGAGGUGGUAGAGACCAAAGCAUUUUAUCGCGCGAAGGUAUGA